Messenger RNA from Erinaceus europaeus (western European hedgehog), 592 nucleotides. RefSeq names its product gamma-crystallin B. NCBI's taxonomy places the organism in Eukaryota, Metazoa, Chordata, Mammalia, Eulipotyphla, Erinaceidae. Gene Ontology annotation, biological process: lens development in camera-type eye; visual perception. The coding region runs from base 1 to 528 and encodes 175 amino acids. The record is from RefSeq and is a predicted model, not a curated record. The transcript has 3 exons. Gene Ontology annotation, molecular function: structural constituent of eye lens.
AUGGGAAAGAUCACCUUCUAUGAGGACCGAGGCUUCCAGGGCCGCUGCUAUGAGUGCAGCAGCGACUGUCCCAACCUGCAGACCUACUUCAGCCGCUGCAACUCCAUCCGCGUGGACAGUGGCUGUUGGAUGCUGUAUGAGCGCCCCAACUACCAGGGCCACCAGUACUUCCUGAGGCGCGGGGACUACCCUGACUACCAGCAGUGGAUGGGGCUCAGUGACUCCAUUCGUUCCUGCCACCUCAUCCCCCAACACUCCGGCACUUAUAGAAUGAGGAUCUAUGAGAGAGAUGACUUCAGAGGACAAAUGUCAGAGAUCACAGAAGAUUGCGUCUCUCUUCAGGACCGCUUCCACCUCAAUGAGAUCCACUCCCUCAAUGUGCUGGAGGGCUGCUGGGUCCUUUACGAGAUGCCCAGCUACAGGGGAAGGCAGUACCUGCUGAGACCCCAAGAAUACAGAAGAUACCUUGAUUGGGGGGCUGUGAAUGCCAAAGCUGGUUCUUUUAGGCGAGUCAUGGAUUUUUACUGAAUAUUUACUUUCUCCACUUUUCUCCUUUAGAAUCCAAUAAAAUAUUUAGUUUGGAUUUCUGGCA